CGCCGCGCCGCGCAUGCUCCUUCCUUUCCAGCCCGGUCCCGAGCGGAGCAGCAGCCGCGAUGUUGAUGCCCAAGAAGAACCGGAUUGCCAUUUAUGAACUCCUUUUUAAGGAGGGAGUGAUGGUGGCCAAGAAGGAUGUCCACAUGCCUAAACAUCCUGAGCUGGCAGACAAGAAUGUGCCCAACCUUCAUGUCAUGAAGGCUAUGCAGUCUCUCAAAUCACGAGGCUAUGUGAAAGAACAGUUUGCCUGGAGACAUUUCUACUGGUACCUUACCAACGAGGGCAUCCAGUAUCUCCGUGAUUACCUCCAUCUGCCCCCUGAAAUUGUGCCCGCCACCCUGCGCCGCAGCCGUCCUGAGACUGGCAGGCCACGACCCAAAGGUCUGGAGGGUGAGCGGCCUGCAAGACUAAAUCGAGGGGAAGCUGACAGAGACACCUACAGACGGAGCGCUGUGCCCCCUGGUGCAGAUAAAAAAGCCGAGGCUGGGGCUGGGUCAGCUACUGAAUUCCAGUUUAGAGGAGGAUUUGGUCGUGGACGUGGUCAGCCACCUCAGUAAAGUUGGAGAUUGUUUUGUGUUAAAUAAACCUGUAGCCAGAAAAAAUUAACUUGUGUGUUCCUAUUUAGUUGGCAUU
Messenger RNA from Talpa occidentalis (Iberian mole), 633 nucleotides. RefSeq names its product ribosomal protein S10 (gene RPS10). The coding region runs from base 60 to 557 and encodes 165 amino acids. The record is from RefSeq and is a predicted model, not a curated record. NCBI's taxonomy places the organism in Eukaryota, Metazoa, Chordata, Mammalia, Eulipotyphla, Talpidae. The transcript has 6 exons. Gene Ontology annotation, molecular function: RNA binding; structural constituent of ribosome. Gene Ontology annotation, cellular component: cytosolic small ribosomal subunit.